UGACAGUGACAUUGCAGUGACAUAACGUUGUAUUUGAUUUUUGUAAACAUUACAUUUUCAAAACGUUAUUUUUGUUUUAUCACUGAUACUAUGAGCAAUUAAUUUGUGUAAUAAUUUAUUAAAGAUGCACAUCUGUUGUGUAAAUGGAUGUACACGUGAAUCGUAAAAGAAGAAGAAGGAAGUGGCCUAUCAUUCCAUAGGAUACCUAAGGAUGAAAAUUUAGCUGCAAAAUGGAGGGAAGUAAUACCUGGCAAAAUAUCCAAAACAUCAGCUGUAUGCAACUUACAUUUCAACGAUGAUGAUUUUGUCAAUGUGUUCAGUAGAAAACGGUUAAAAGGGAAUGCAGUACCGUCCAUAUUUCCUAAGAUUUUGACACCUCAUAAGCUGUGGCGUGCACAAGUUUCGGAGACAGGGUUGCCAAGUGACAAUAGUCAGCAAGGUCUCUGGUUGUCCGUAGCACCAUUAGAUCCGAAGUUCUAUUCACCAAGUAACCUUUUUGUAGAAUCUGAUGACGAGGAAUGUACAGAAUCUGGAGCGGUUCCUAAAGAAGAAAUAUCUUCAGAUGAGGCAACACAUUCUUUACAUGAAGAGCCUAUUAAGGAAAAGCCGGCUAUUCCAAUAGUGCGAAUAAUACCAUUGUCUAAGGAAAUACUAAUGAAAUACUCUAGCAGACAUAUAGAAAAAGAAAAUGAUAAAAAACAAAACAUACAUGAUACUAACAAGCUACGCGUGUGCAAGUUGUGUCUCAGGAUAGAUGCGAAGAUGUUUGAUCUCAACGAAGAGACUUUAAAUAAGAUGUAUCUAUAUGUUAUAGGAAUUGAGCCGAGGACAGACUCCAAGGAUAGGUUUCCGAUGAACAUAUGUUGGGAAUGUAAGGCGCGGCUGCAUGCAGCGGCCGCGUUUAAAUGUAAAGCGCUGACCAGUGAUCAAUUGAUGCAGGAACAUUUGGAUUCUCAUGAAGAGCUAAAUAUAACUGAAAUACAAAAUCUCUAUCAAGAACAUAAUUUAAAAUCAAGUUUAGCAAUUGACGAAAUAGAGACUUUUAACUGUGAAUCGGAAACACAUAUAAACACAGAAUCAGAUCCAUUAGUUAAAACUGAAACUAUAGAAUUAACUUUUGAUGAAGAUUUAGAUGACAAUUCAGAAAUAAAUGAAAUUGUAAUAAAAAAUGAAAAUAAAAUUUCUGACGAUGAAACGGAUGCUGAAUUAGAAAUAAUAACUAAUAACAGUCAAGAUAGCUUUCAAUGUGACGCUCCUAAAGUGAAUUGGGAUAAUAUUCUACUGGUAAAGACACCUACAGUUGCCGAUAACCAAUUCAAUAUAACAGUGUUUGAUAAUGAUGCCAAAAUGGCGGAUAUGAAUGACACGAACGAUGAUUGCUUUGAUACGAAUACGGACGAUGGUGCUGAGAAAAUUGUGGUUAACAAUACAGUGAAGAGAAAGACUAGAAAAAUGGAUACAUCGAAGAAUCGAUGGAUUGUACCGCAGGAAAACGCGUAUGGGAUACCAAUAGAUGAGACCGUGUUCACUGUGAAAUCUCUAUCGCAAGAGCGGCUUAUUGAAGAAGUAAUGGCUCGCAAGAAUAGUGCGAGAUAUUUAAGGGCCCCCUAUAAAUGUACCGUCUGUUUUAAAGGGUUCCUUAGAAAAGAUAAAUUGGAGAGACAUAGUAUGAAACAUAGUGAGAAAGCGGGUCCUUUAAAAUGCGUCAUUUGUAAGGUCCGUAUGAAAUUGGGUAGGCAGAUGAAGAAACAUAUGAGGAGACUACAUACUUCGGAGUUUAUUUGUAAACUCUGCCCGCUAGUCACGAGACAUAGGGACGUAGCGCUCGCGCAUGUGAAAUACCACGGCGGCACUAAAUUCAUUUGCCCGCAGUGUGGGGUGCAAUUCGAUAAAAAGACGACGAUGUUAAGCCACCUCCGCCUCAAACACAUGUCAGACUGUGUGUGCGAACUGUGUGGAUAUACGUUCGUCGGAGACAACGGAGUGCGCGCCCAUAAGCGGUUCAGGCAUAAAUUCGAUGACAAAAAUCAGCCAUUGGAUGGUCCGCACUGCGAAGUCUGUGACGUACAAUUCUUGAACCAGAAAGCAUACGAGACACAUCUGCGACUCUCCUCUAAGCAUUUAGAGAGUGAAGAUGAUCCCAAUCGUUUGUUUAACGACUCGUCGAAAAAAACACGUAAAUUUGACGACGCCACGGCAUUCGAUCGUCGAUGCAGACUGUGGCGUGAAGAUACCGAUAGAUUUCAAACCAUCGCUUGUGAACAAUGCGGCGUACAUUGCGGCGGUGUCGCAGCAUACAAGUGGCACUUUCACCGCGCACACCCGGGCCUGGGGCUGUCACCCGCGCAGUUCACUCAGGUAGAACGCAAGCCCUUCAUGUGCGAGCAUUGCGGGAAAAUGUUCGCGCACAAAGUGAGUUUAGAAAAUCACACGCGUGUCCAUACCGGGAAGAAACAAUUUCAGUGCGAUGUAUGCAGUAAACGUUUCAGUGUGAAGUUCACACUUAUUGAACAUAUCAAGCACCAUGACUCUAAUUACCAACCCAUUGAAUGCCGGCUCUGUGGGAAACAGUUUGCCUACAAAAAUAACAUGAUGAGGCAUUUACGUAUACAUACAGGAGAGAAGCCUUUCAAGUGUGGUGUGUGUGAAAAGGCGUUCGCGGCUAAAUGCGAUCUCCAGGCUCAUGUGAAACAUGUACAUUUGAAUGUACCUAGACCAAAGCGUGUUCGGCAGAGACCUAAGAAAAGUGAUGCAAGUUUAAAAGACCGAUCUCAGGAAACUCCCCGUAAACAUGCCUUUACUAAGGGUAAAUUAAAAGCAUGAGGCUAAACUUACACCCUUACUUAUAUGUUGCAACGUUACACCUUUUAUCCAAGAAGGGGUAGGCAGAGGUGCACAUUACGACACAAUGCCGCUAUACAAGUACAUCUACUUUUCAGCACUUGUGUUAUAAGUCCCAUGUAAUAGGGGGUGAGCCUAUGGUCAUAUACCGGACAAAAUUUCAGACUCCGUGCUACUACUGAGAAAUUUUUGGAAAACCGUUAAAAGUCCAAUAAUAAUCUGUCCGACCCGGGGAUCGAACCCGAGAUCCCUUGCUACCACUCGACCAACGGUGCAAAGUGAGUAUACAUUAUAUACAGUGGCAUUAUGUGCCAUACUGUGCACCUCUGCCUUCCCAUUCGGUGAUUAAAGGCGUGAUGAGAUAAUAAAAUAAAUACACAUAACAAUACAUAAUAUAUGAUGUUAUUAUAAUAAAGAUUUAUAAGAAUAUACUA
Molecule: messenger RNA, 3275 nt
Organism: Spodoptera frugiperda (fall armyworm)
Lineage: Eukaryota; Metazoa; Arthropoda; Insecta; Lepidoptera; Noctuidae
Product: zinc finger protein 37
Exons: 17
Coding region: 655-2823 (722 amino acids)
Biological process (GO): regulation of transcription by RNA polymerase II
Cellular component (GO): nucleus
Molecular function (GO): RNA polymerase II transcription regulatory region sequence-specific DNA binding; zinc ion binding; DNA-binding transcription factor activity, RNA polymerase II-specific
Source: RefSeq, a predicted model, not a curated record